UCACUCUGCGUUUUAAAGGACCCGGAAAUACAAUAUAGUUUCUCUGAGGAAUAAAUGGGCUUUGUCAGUCACCCUUAGUGCCAUAACAUUUGGUUAUUUGCUGGUGGAUUGAGGAGGUCAGAGCAAACAGGAAGUGCGGCUCGCGAGUGCUCCUGGACACGGCCGUUUGCCUGAUCAUCACAAGGCGGCUCGGCAUGUGAUAUCGAUCAGGAUAAACGUUGGCUGGCCACAUAAAGACAGCGAGCGUCCUCCAACCAAGCGUGCUAUCACUCAAGACAUGCAGUCUGAUACUUAGCUGAAUCUCCAUCGGAUACUCUGAGCCCUGGACGGCACCAUGGUUCACGUGUACAACUGUCACCCUUUCGCAUCCCAGCAAAUCGUACCAACCGAGCAAGAGCCCGGACUGGUGUGCUGUGGGGGUGAUGCACUCUUCGUGGUGUCUGCUGGAGGAUGCAAGAUCGAAGCCUAUCAGAUGCUGGAGGAGACGUGCUCCUUUAUAUGUCGCUUUUCGACCAUGGGCAGCGUUAAGAGCAUAGCGUACAAUCUCCUGGGGGAUUAUCUUGUUACGAUUGAAGAGAAGAACAUGGCCACUUAUCUUAGAGCUUACACGAACUGGCGCUACCAAGCUGCGGAGAAGACCCGCGUGGGCGUCCGUCUGCUGGGUCACCUGCUGCGGAGCUCAUCUUUCCGAGGCGCGCCCAAGGAGCAGAUGGAGAUCAUCGAGAUCCCGCUGGUGGAGCCGCCGCUGUGUGUGGCCUGCUGUCCGCUCACAGGCGACCUCCUGGUGGGGUGCUCCCGGAGCCUGGUGCUCUUCAGCUUGAAGAGGCAGACUGUGGAGGAGCGGCUGUGCAUGUUGGACUUCGAGCGCCUCCUCGUUCUGCACGUGCCGGGCUGGACGCCGUCUCAGGUGGCCUUCUGUGCCGGUUAUGUGGCCCUGCAGACAGACCUGGAAGUCCUGGUGAUCAAGCUGGAGAACCUCAGAAGCCAGUCUGUGGAGCGGCAAGAGCGGCAGGAGCAGCAGGAGCGGCAGGAGCACUGUCUGCUGCCAUAUGACAUCGUACCUGCAGCCAGCAAUAAUGAAGAUUCGGAUGGUAGGAGAGAAAAGCCAGAGGCCCAGCCUGACUCGGAUGAUUUCUUCAUGCUCCCCAAACACCAAGAGAUGCUUGGUGAGGAUGCGAAGGACUCUGGUGUCUCCGUGUCCCUGGAAUGGACAGCUGUGGAGCGCGAGAUCCGUAGCCACCUGGGAUUGACGUACAUCCUGUACAGGCGGUUUGCCCCUGAUUUCUUUGAAGGGUGUCAUGUGGAGGACACCAGGUUACAUUCCCUGCAGCUCCUGCCUGUGUUCACUGCAGCAGAGCCAGGGAUCCAGGAAGGGGUCGGCGUUGCCAAGGAGACCGAGCCGACAUGCAUCUUCUGUUUUUUCUCACUGCCCAACUCGGGGUACAUGUACAGCAUCAGGAACACGGUCGAGCUCAUCUCCACCUACCAGUACCCCGAAAAGGCCCAGCAGGCUGUGCUCAGCCAGUUCUUCCUGCACGUGAUCACCAGGAACGCGCUGCAGUGCUUCUCAGUGCGUUGCAGUGCGGUGGCAGCCCGGGCUGUGGACCCCUAUAUCGACACCACCAUGAGGGCCUGCCCUGCCUACACCAUGGAAGUCUGUGCCCUUCGCAUCCAGCUGUUUAUCGGCCUGAAGACGGUCUGCCAUGACAGGAACCACAUUGUCCUGCUGACAGCAGCUGACUUGGAGAGCAAGGAGGAGACGGAAAAGGUCACCAGGAGAACUAUCAUGCCUAAAGAUCACAAAACCCUUACUGGGAUUUUCCUAGCGGUAGGUAUAGAGCCGCCAUCCUCAUCUGGACUGGAGAGCUUCUUGUACCAUUCAUUUUUGUCUAGAAAGACUUCAGCUCCCAAACCAAAGGAACCUAGUGAAGGCAGCCACGGUUGGAACCUGUAUGUGGUCAACACAGUACCCAUAAUCCCACUGUACCGAGAGAUGGUGGAAUACAGCAGGAAUUAUGAGGCCACGAAUCCUCUGUCUCAGAGCUGCAUCCACCUGCUGAGCGAGGCCCACUUGCUCCUGCGUGCGGCGCUGCUGGACCGCCAGGCCGGCGACCCUGCAGACGGGCAGCAGCUUGAGGAGGCCUUCCGCGAGAGCUGUGCUCAGCUGGGGGACUGCUACAGCAGGUUUGACAAGCGGGACUGUCAUUUGGCACUUCCCUACUACAAGAUGUCUGCUUUGUCCGUCACUGACGUCAUCCUGAGGAACGUGGCCUUCGCAAGGACCAUGAUGACCUUUGGCAGAGGCUUCCUGUUUUUCCUCAAACAUUCCCUGUAUGAAGAAAGCAUGGAUGAACUUAGCGAGGAAACCGCAAACUUGGUGCUUGACAUUUUCGCGAGCACCGAGCUGGCCCAGCUACCCCACAUCAUCAACAGUCCCAUCAUGCGCCAUGGUAGCCCCGCCUCCGCCCUGCCGCUGUUGGAGAAGCUGGAGGCGGAAGGCGGGCCAUCGGUGACUGUCACGCUCACCAAAGCCGCGCUUCAUCUCCGCCUGGGCAACCUGCAGCAGUACAAGCAGGAAAUGGACCGGCACACAGAGAUGCUUCAGGUAUACGGCUACAUCGAGGAGCCCAAGUUGCUCCUGCAUGGCCGAGGGAAGGCCAUCGUUCCCACUGCGCUGGCCCAGAAGCUGAAGGACACCCAGGACGGCCUGCUAGUGGCUGCAAUGGUGGCCCUCCACGAGAACAGCAAGAUCUGCCUCGAGGAGGCCGACCUCUUCUUUCUGGAGCUGUGCAAAGGUGCCACAGAGUUGGAGAGUGGCCCUCAACUCCUGGUAGAUUUCUGGGAGUCCCUCCUCGUGGCCUCAACAAGCAAGUCUGUGAUUCAGGAGCUCCUGUUCCGCCUGGCGUCAGUCUACAUUGACCGCAUUGCCAAGAAGAAAAAUUACGGGAUGAAACCCCUGAAGACCACGGAUGAUCUGAUCAAUUCCUGCUGUCACUAUGGCCAGCUGUUUCCCUGGGUGAGCGUCCUCACACCCUUGCAUUUCAACGUUGCCCACGACCAUCACGAAGAUCUGCAGAAGCUACAGUCGCUGCUCUGCGGUCCCACACUAGACGUGUCCUUCAUACUCCCCUUGCUGGAGCAGCUGUCGGACCGGGACAGCGCCGGCCUCAGCGUCCACGUGCUGUGCACCACCAAGCUGGGCCACCACGAGCGCUCCAUCGACCGGCUGCUGGACCUCUGCCCCCAGGCCGUCCUUCCCUAUGCCAUCCACCAGCUGCACCAUGACAAAACGGUACUUUGGUGGAAAAAGCUUUUCCCAGAGCUCUGUGACAGAACCCGAGCCACUGGAGGAAAGGAUGACAUCCUACUGACCGCACUGAAAGAAACACUGAAGGUGGUCGCCAUGGAGCUGAGCCCUCUGGAGCUUUUGAACCUGUUACCAGACGACGGGACGGCGCAGUUCUUCCUCCCGUACCUCCUAGAGUGCGGCCAGAAGCAUCUCCUGCCGGCGUGAAAGCAGCCAGACCGGUCCCCGCUGGCGGAUUACCACGGAAGGGCUGGUGUGACACACUUCGUCAAGUGUGUGUAGCAAUAAGAAUGCAGCCUUACUUGAUUAUAGCUCUAAGUAUAUAUAAAUAAAAAUGUGUGUGUGACACUGAUUGUAGCAUUAGGCUGGAAAUCACUAGUAUUGUACGGAACCUUUACAACCGGAAGCCAGAUGCUGCUGCUGCUUUUUACACUCAGACAGCUGACUGUUGCACGGCUGACUGCUGUCUGAUAUUUGUUUGCUAGGCAAUUUUUAUGUAUAUAAAGAGAAUUCAGUUCCUUCUAUACUCAGAUAUACAUCGCAGGUGUUACUUUUAGGGAAGAAAAACUACAUAGAAUUUUUCCUUUUUGGAAGAUGACAUAACUCUUACUGUUAUCUGUGUAUAGAGAGCGUAUAGUACGCACAUAACCUGUGAAUAAAUAUUUAUUUAUGUUGCAUAAUUAAA
Messenger RNA from Brienomyrus brachyistius, 3992 nucleotides. It is a transcript of the gene hps3, whose product is annotated as HPS3 biogenesis of lysosomal organelles complex 2 subunit 1. Gene Ontology annotation, biological process: organelle organization. Lineage: Eukaryota; Metazoa; Chordata; Actinopteri; Osteoglossiformes; Mormyridae. The coding region runs from base 335 to 3514 and encodes 1059 amino acids. Gene Ontology annotation, cellular component: cytoplasm. The record is from RefSeq and is a predicted model, not a curated record. The transcript has 18 exons.